Molecule: messenger RNA, 930 nt
Organism: Leptonychotes weddellii (Weddell seal)
Lineage: Eukaryota; Metazoa; Chordata; Mammalia; Carnivora; Phocidae
Source: RefSeq, a predicted model, not a curated record
GAGUAGCUGCAGUUCACAUCUCGGUAUCUAGCAGAGCCGCUGGUGCCUCCGCAGAACAUCUCCCGAGCGCUGCCUGUGGCUGACUGAGGCGAGGCACCAGCACGGGGACUCUGCAGCCACAGGCCUGAGUCAGGCCCAAGGUUGAGUCUUGCCUCCUGCCCUGACCCUCCUGGAGGAGUGACCCCUGAGACAAGUCACUGAGCACCGGGGCAGCCUCUUUCUAUGACUCCGUCUGGCUUUGGCUGGCUGUGGGGACAAGCUGUGCGGGGCUGCCUGGGUCUCAGUGCGGUGACAGCGGCCAGCUUUUCGGUCACCAUGGCGAAGGCCGGGAACUGAGGAGACCCGCGCUUCUGCAGCCUUGGCGGGGGCGCUCAGGUCAGAAUGGAGAACAAAGCCAUGUACCUGCACACCGUGAGCGACCGGGACACCAGCUCCAUCUUUGAGGAGCCCUUUGAUGGCAGGAGCCUGUCCAAGCUGAACCUAUGUGAGGAUGGUCCAUGCCACAAACGACGAGCAGGAGGCUGCUGCACUCAGCUGGGCUCCCUGUCAGCCCUGAAGCAUGCUGUCCUUGGGCUCUACCUUCUGGUCUUCCUGAUUCUUGUGGGCAUCUUCAUCUUAGCAGGACCACCGGGCCCCAAAGGUGAUCCGGGAGAUGAAGGGAAGGAAGGCGAGCCUGGGAUCCCUGGAUUACCUGGACUUCGAGGGCUGCCAGGGGAGAGAGGCACCCCAGGACUGCCAGGCCCCAAGGGCGAUGAUGGGAAGAUGGGAGCCACGGGACCCAUGGGCAUGCGCGGGUUCAAAGGUGACCGAGGCCCAAAAGGAGAGAAAGGAGACAAAGGGGACCGAGCGGGGGAUGCCGGAGGACUGGGCCUGGGGAAAGAGCACCUGCACCCAGGUUCUGCUGUGACACUCCGGGACCCAUGCCACUGA